Penicillium soppii is the source of this 669-nucleotide messenger RNA. RefSeq lists its product as uncharacterized. The record is from RefSeq and is a predicted model, not a curated record. The transcript has 2 exons. The coding region runs from base 1 to 669 and encodes 222 amino acids. Lineage: Eukaryota; Fungi; Ascomycota; Eurotiomycetes; Eurotiales; Aspergillaceae.
AUGGAGUCAUUUUGUCAUUACUUCCUCUUCAUCUCCUUGCUCCUCUCUGUUGUAAUCGCUAUUCCUCAGCAAACGGCUGCACUCGCUACAACUGCAGCCCCGGCCACAAUCACCCAAGGCCCCGAGCUCAGAUGCUUAGAGGGAAAAACCGCCGUAUAUACGACUGAUUGUACAUUGGGUACUCCGGUGUCGUAUUGCUUCAGCCAGGAGCCUCCGAUCCAAUGCUCGUCGGGAUUCUUCCCGUCGGUUUGGCAUCCAGAGCAUUGCAUGGAGCAGUCAACCUGUUUCCCUCUCAAGGCUUCCUGGAUUACAACCAAGUGUUCCAAUGGCGCGAUUGCGUAUUCGACGUCGACUCUAUACGAAGGCACUCUGGCGGGUGGAGAAUCGACCACCAUUAAGUGUGUCUCCUGCUCUUGUAAUGAGGAUCAAUGGUAUAGCACGACGCGCCUGGCCGGACGUUCCAACUAUGAAACCUUCUGCAUGCCGCACAGCUGGUGUCCACGGGGGAUGACUACUACCUCCUCAGUCAAUAGUUAUUGCGCUACUCAGCCGGCGAGCGUUUGCUCAGAUAUCCCUCUAGUCACCGAACUUUGCGAAUGCGCUCACGCGGGCCAGACCCCAGUAUAUCCCGACUGGCCCGGUGCUCAACCGACUGGUUGUGAAUUUUGA